CGAGAGUAUCAUCGGAAUCGAAUAAUUAUAUUCUCCUCUCAAUUUUUAGAUAAAAAUUACCGAUUUCUUUUUUCUUUUCUUUUGGUGGGUAAAUUAUCAGUUUUUAUUUAUUUAUUGUUUAAUGAUUAUGGAAGUGUGAUAAAGACGAAGCAGCUCUAGUGGACUGAGAGAGAGUUUUUUAAAAUAGAAUGUUGAGGAAGAGAAGGAGAAGAAGGAGAAGAAAAAGAGAAUUUUAGAGAGAGAAAGAGAGGGAGUUAAAUAGAAUUUUGAGGACGAGAAGGAGAAUAAGAAGAAGAAAAACAUAAUUUUAGAGAGAGAGAGAGAGAGAGACGAUGGGAGCUUGCGUUUCGAGACCCAAAGAGUGCGUGGAAAGGAGAUUGGAUUUGUCGAAGAAGAAGAAGUACCGCAGAAGAAGAACUCUUCAGAGGCGCGUUUCGUCCCUGAAUCGAUCUUACCCUAAUCCUGCACUUCAAGGAACAGCUAGAGCAAGUACGGACGUGCCAUGGGUGGAUUGUACUUCUUUUGUUGAAUCCGAAUUGGACGAUGAUUUCUACAGCGUUCGCGAGGAUUUUUCCUCCGUUAAUGGCAACGAAAGCGCAUCCAGAUUGAGUGUUUCAUCGCCAAGAGGCUUUUAUCGUAAUAAGGAGCUUGGUGAAAGUACUCAGACUCAAGCUGUCGUUUCCUCUGACCAACAGGAGAAUCACAAACCAAGGGAAACGUUAAACAAGAACAAUGGGAGAAUUGAGUCUGGUUCGAUUAAUAUGGAUGAAGCAUCUACUAUUUGUGCGGAAGAAAGUGUCGUGGGAGAAGACGGGACUACGCAGCCGUUGGAUCAUUGCGGACUUCUUCCGAAUAAUUGCUUGCCUUUUCUUGCUUCCACAGCCUCCACAAUUGACAAGAGAAGACCAAUAAGCCCAGGUCCUCCAAGUUUUAAGUGGAAAUUGCCCUCAAAACUUUCCUUUAAAUGGAGGGAAGGGCAACACUCUGAUAUGGCAUUAAUUUCACCCAACGUGCUUCGGCAAAGGCCAAAAGCAGGUUCUACGGUUCCUCAUUGCCCGAUAGACAAGAGAAUGCGGGAUUGUUGGUCGCCAAUUGAGCCAAGCACGUUUAAAGUCAGAGGGAAAAACUAUUUUAGGGAUAAAAAGAAAGACUUUGCUCCAAACUGCGCAGCGUUUUAUCCUUUCGGCGUUGAUGUUUUCUUAUGCCCAAGGAAAAUUGAUCAUAUUGCUCGCUUCGUGGAACUUCCUUCUCAGCAUAUAUCUGGCGAUGUCCCUUCUAUUCUUGUUGUAAAUGUUCAGGUGCCAUUAUAUUCUUCCUCUAUAUUUCAAGGAGAAAAUGAUGGAGAAGGAAUGAGUUUGGUUAUGUACUUUAAUGUUUCUGAAGGUUAUUCCAAAGAUCUUCCACCUAAUUUACGAGAUAAUAUCAACAGAUUAAUCAAUGAUGAAGUGGAAAGAGUUAGAGGUUUUCCUGUUGAUACCAUUGCACCCUUUAGAGAAAGAUUGAAAAUCCUGGGCCGAGCGGCAAAUUUGGAGGACCUUCAUUUAAGUACAGCUGAGAAGAAGCUAAUGAAUGCUUACAACGAAAAACCCAUUCUUUCGCGCCCUCAACACGAGUUUUACUUGGGAGAAAACUACUUCGAGAUCGAUCUGGAUAUACACCGGUUCAGCUACAUUUCGAGAAAAGGGUUCGAGGCAUUCCAUGACAGAUUGAAGCUAUCCAUAUUGGACUUCGGUCUAACGAUUCAGGGGAACAAGGCAGAGGAUCUACCUGAGCAUAUGUUGUGCUGUGUACGCCUGAACGAGAUAGACUAUACUAACCAUCAUCAACUGGGAUUUUGAGUCGUUGAGCCAUAGUAAUCCAGUAAUUGCUUGUUCCUGGGAGGUUCUUCAAUCUAUGAAGAACUGUUUAUAUCACCUUCAAAAUUUUUUGAAACUUUUUUUUCCCCCAUAAAGAGAAAAAACAAGAUGCCUUGUUAAGCCUAUAUGGUGCCUCGGUUGUAUGUUGGCAGCCAUUUUUUUAUGCCCGUACAAUUUUAUCGUAUUUUUAAAUUCAUUUGUACAUAAUAUCCGAAUGUACAGUUAUGACAACCAAAUUAAGUGAAAUAAGAAACAAGAAGGUUUCUGUUUGUCAUCAGAAUUCAGCAAAAUGAUGCUCGUGAUUUCUCCAUAAGUGAUGCAGCCAACGAGAAAAGAAAUAGUUCAAACCAUUAAAAUGGUUUGUGAUCAUUUCUUGUAAUGUGAUCUUCGUUUGGGUUGAAAGAGAAGUGUGCUUUAUAGAGUCGGGAAUUUUUAUGCACGUCUCUCUUGUGACUUACAAGUUCAGAACUCGAGUUGCAAGUUAUUGAAGAGUGACUUAUGCGAGAGAAUAUAUUAUAGCAUAAAAGUUA
This is a messenger RNA of Morus notabilis, 2386 nucleotides long. RefSeq lists its product as uncharacterized. NCBI's taxonomy places the organism in Eukaryota, Viridiplantae, Streptophyta, Magnoliopsida, Rosales, Moraceae. The transcript is spliced from 9 exons. Bases 333 to 1838 code for a protein of 501 amino acids. The record is from RefSeq and is a predicted model, not a curated record.